Bipolaris victoriae FI3 is the source of this 2304-nucleotide messenger RNA. RefSeq lists its product as hypothetical. The record is from RefSeq and is a predicted model, not a curated record. Bases 1 to 2304 code for a protein of 767 amino acids. Gene Ontology annotation, cellular component: nucleus. The transcript has 4 exons. Gene Ontology annotation, molecular function: RNA polymerase II cis-regulatory region sequence-specific DNA binding; zinc ion binding; DNA-binding transcription activator activity, RNA polymerase II-specific. Gene Ontology annotation, biological process: DNA-templated transcription; regulation of transcription by RNA polymerase II. Lineage: Eukaryota; Fungi; Ascomycota; Dothideomycetes; Pleosporales; Pleosporaceae.
AUGACCGAUCGGGCGCCUGAUGGACGAAGAAAGCGGCAGGCAACGUCGUGCUUGCUUUGCAGGAAACGGAAGAUCCGGUGUAAUCAUGAGUCUCCAUGCAGCAACUGUCUCCGCGCAAGGAAUGACAACUGUGUCUAUGAAUCUCACAACCACCGCACGCCGUUCUCUCGCGCUUCCAUUCCUCAGGCUCAAAUGACGCCGGUUCCCAGGCAUCGAGAGUCAGUCCCGCUGGGCAGUAGCGCAUCCACCACGAGCGGGUUGUCUCUUCCGACCUAUGCACCAAGUUCACUUGCUACCAGUUCUAUAGCUGCAUCAACACCUCCGAGUCAAACCUCGACGCUGGAUGCCGAGUCACUGAGGCUGAAGCUCAGGAUCCGAGAUCUCGAAGAUCAGCUGUCCAAACUGACCUCAAGGCUAGCCAAUCCAUCCCCCGAACCCCCGCACUCCAACAUCCAAACCCUUAACUCAACCCUUAGCGGUACCUUUCAUGUCCACUGCGAGGGUAGCUCUCUGGGCCAGCAACAGGCAAUCGCCCGGGGGGUUAGCCACAAGACACGUUUAUUUGGCCAAAGUCACUGGACUGUCAAUGGUGUUCUCCUGAUUCGCGAUGUCUUCGAGUCCAUCGAUGCACACGCAUGCCCAGAGGCGACAAAGGCUUGGUCAGGGAUUGAGCGAUGCAAAUCCCUUGCAAGGUUCAUCAAAUCGCAGCGGACCUUUUCAUGGCUCCCUUCAUCCACACCCGACUUGCCACGUAAAGAAAUCUCGGAUGCACUGGUAGAUUGCUACUUUAGGUCGACCGAAUCUAUUCAUCGCAUUAUCCACAUCCCGUCGUUUCGCCGAGACUAUGAGGCGGUCUGGAUAUCCAACAUGGCAACUGCCGACAAGGCAUUCAUGGUUCAGCUGUCGCUCGUGCUCGCCAUAGGCGCCGUGACGUAUGAUGAACGGUUUUCACUGCGCACCUCAGCUACUCGAUGGGUUAGCGCCGCGCGAAGCUGGCUGUCGGAACCGAAAUCCAAGUCGCAACUCGACAUCCAAACCCUUCAGACCAGCCUUCUCUUACUAGUCGCUCAAGAAAGGCUAGGCGUAGUCGAAGAUUCGACCUGGAUCUCGGUUGGAGCACUACUUAGGAAAGCAAUCUACAUGGGAUUACAUCGGGAUCCUGCCGUCCUGCCCCAGAGAACGAGAUUCGCCGCUGAGAUGCGUCGAAGGCUAUGGAACACCAUUUUGGAGAUGGCCCUGGAAUCGAGCUUGUCGUCUGGGGGUCCUCCUUUGAUCUCUCUUGAUGACUUUGACACGGCACCCCCAGGUAACUUUGAUGACGAGCAGAUAUUGACUGACGAUCCAGUAUCACAGCCACCAGGCUCCUUCACACAAGUCUCCAUCGCGAUGGCAUUCCGCGAAACGUUUCCGCAGCGCCUGGCCGUGGUGAAGUUCUUGAAUGAUCUCGCAUCCCCCAUUGCCUACGAUAAGACACUUGAGCUUGACUCGAAGCUCCGCGACGCCUACAAGUCACUACGACGCAGCUUGUUGGCUUAUAGUGGCUCAACCACAACCUCUGCACCUUCACCUUUUGAGAUGCGCAUGGCCGACUUCAUCAUGCAUCGAUACCUCUUGGCUCUCCACGCUCCCUAUUUUGGUGCAUCGUUCACCGAGACGCCCUACGCCUUUUCCCGCAAGGUGGUUGUGGAGUCGUCUUUGAAAAUUUGGCGCGCGGCCUAUCCAGUAACUUUCGAUAACAGUCCAGUUGCUCCAGAGGCAAAUGAAUUGCAGCGUCUCAUCACAUGCUCGGCGGGCUUCUACCCAGCCGGCGCCAUCCAUGCCGCGUUUCUCAUCGCCAUAGACCUUCGGAUGCAGUUAAAAGAAGAUGACAGCCUUGAACUCACCCCACUGCGGCCCGACUUGCUGUCUGUCAUUGACGAGUCCAAGCAAUGGUGUCUGCAGACUGUCGAGGCCGGAGAGACCAGUGUCAAGGGCUACCUUCUCAUGAGUGUCAUUGCAGCCCAGAUCAAGGGGCUCAUGCUUGGGCUUAGUCAAGCUGAGACUACUGGGCAAUUGAUCGAGGCUGUGGAAGCAGUAGAAGAAAAGUGCAUGCCAAUCUUGACGGCUAUGGCGUCAGAAUUCCAGGUCUGCGGCCCCGGGUCCAGUGACGAAGCACUUGACCCGACAGACUUGGCCCAAAACAAUCACUCUAUGGAGAAUUUUGCACACACGGCCAUGGACAAUCUUUUCGAUUUCACAAACACGGAACCGAUGGGUUGGAUAUUGAAUGACAAUCCCAGCAUAGGUACGCCGUCACUUUGGUGA